AUGGAAUUCAGUCCAGUAAUGACGUCAUUCGUUCAUCACCCAGUCUCAUCAGUGUUUAUGACACCCGAAACACCAACAUCUCAUAGAUCUCUUAUGAAUGGCUUCCAACGAAUGAGACAAGGCACAUAUUCACCAAAUCUCUUCUGUACUCCAUCGCCGGUCAGUCUUUCACCUGUCUCACAUGGAGUUCCACAAUACACAAAUUUCCAAUAUCCUCUUUACUUCAAUUUCAAUCAUACUCCGAGUACCUGUGAUAAGGUAUAUCUGCACUCUACACCUUCGUCAUCUCCCAGGUUCACAGAGAAUAUCCCUAAAAGAGAUCUCAUGACACCACCACCAGUAUUGACAGCAGAACUACCUUUCGAUGAUUCUAUGGAAUAUUCUGAUGAUGAAGAUGAUUUUGGACCUCCACCAUUGUUGGCUGGACACAGCUGUCCUCCUAAGCCAUGUAAGCCUUUGAAGUUCAGUGUCGACUACUUAUUAAGCUGA
Molecule: messenger RNA, 489 nt
Organism: Auanema sp. JU1783
Lineage: Eukaryota; Metazoa; Nematoda; Chromadorea; Rhabditida; Rhabditidae
Source: the annotation of a GenBank genome assembly